AUGGCGGGACGCGCGCGGGGGGGGGGGCGAGGCGGCGUGUCAGACGGGGCUAGCCCCCCUUCUCUGGCCAACAGCCCAGUGGGUGAGAGGUCACUGCAGGGGCUGGGGGGGGGAGAGGGCGGCUUCUGCACAGCCCGGGCGUGUGGCACGUGCAAGGCGUGUACAGCCGUCGAGGGGGGGGGGAGGGGGAGGCGUGCAAAGGCAGCAGGGAGCCCCUCCCCACGCUCCCUCCCCGCCCCCGAGCUUUCAGGAGGGGUGGGGCCGGGCGAUGCGCUCCGAGACCCUGGAUCGGCCCCGCGACGCCAGUUCCCACGGCCGCCCCGUCCAACAAACCUUCCCUUCCGGGCGGGGCGGGGUCAGCGCCGCCCCGUCGGAGGAGCCAUAAGAGGAGGACGCGUGGCCGGCGGACGGGCUGCACGUCGCCGCUGUCGGGAGAGGAAGAGGAGGAGAUCCGGAGCAAGUCCCGGAUCUGUGCCCGCCAUCACGAUGCAGUGGGUGGUGAAGAUCUACCUCCUGGGCCUGGUACUGUCUCUUCUGUCUCUGCUCUUCGGGCUGAUGGGCUUCUUGGGAGACCUGAUGCCCUCACAUGGGCUGGACCCCUGCCUCCCUGGCCGCUGGGUGGAAUCGGAGGGCGGCAGCCUUGCGGACAGAGCCCCCCCAGGCCUCUCGGGGGACGACAAGCUCAGGACAAGCAAAGAGAUUGGCCCCUACGCAUGAGCCGAGGGGCUUCGCUGGCGGCAAACCAAAAUGGCACGGAUUAUGUGGGGUUUUUUGAGGGAUGGGGUUAACGUGGUUGGGGCUGGGUUUGUAUGUGCCUUUGCCAACCUGCCCUGGUGAAAGAGGGGGCUGGCAGCAGAAGCCCAGCUGGCCUGGGGGAGGAAGAUGCCCCCACUUGGGGAAGCCUCUGCACCCUGUUAAUUUGGAGAUUUGUGGGGCAGGUGUUGGAACCCCUGUGGAUUGAUAUGGAGACGUUGCCCUCAGCCCCACAGCAAGCCCAGACUCUGCAAAAGGGACACCUAUUGAUCUUCUGCUGCGGGACAUGGAGAAGAACACUGAGGACUAGUGACUUGGGGCCAAGAAUAUGGCUGACUUCUUCUGCUUCAUAGCCUUUUCCGAACACAAAAUGGCUUGAUUCUCAACAAACUGGGCUGAGUCACGCUCACUGAGCUCUAGACUCUUGGCUACACAGACAGAAAAGGUGUGCCCAGUGGCCGAGCCUGGCUGUUGGACGGACCUGCAUUUGGUGAAAUUGGGGUGCAGGAUUGGGCACCCCGAGCAAAAUUCUGGGCUCCCUUCAUAGAAACAUUUCCCCCUGCUCUUCGGCGCAAUAAUGGAUCUGUGUUCUCAUCCUGUGAAAGUCUGCUAGGAAUCUGUCUGCUUACCCCAAGGUUUAGCCAUGCUGUCGCCAGCCCACCUGCAAGCAGCAGUUGGUGGAAGAGGCCUGCUGGACUGUGGAUCAUUAUUAUAUUGCGGGAGGGGGUCCCUAACUCGUCCCCUGCAAGGGGGGGCAGCUGUGGGCAAGGCAACCCCAGGGGCUGGGCGGGGGGGGGGGCGUGAGAAGAGGAAGAGACCUGCCCCUGGUGUUGCCAGGCUUCCUGCCCUCCUUGAGGUGCUUCAAACAAAAUCCCUGUGCUUUUAAUAUCUGUAGUUUACGAAGACACCCCUAAAAGGAUGCUAUUUGGUCUGGAAGGAGCAACGGCAGCUGCAAAGGAAGGGCUCUCGCAUGCCCCCUGGUGGCAGCUGCUAAGAGUUUCAAUGGAAACAGCUAAAAGUAUUUUUACGGACAGACUUGGGGAAAUUCUAGCCCUGGGGUGAGUGGUUCAGGGGUGCCUUUUUGUGGUGCACCUCUUGGAUCUUCUGAUCUUGCUGGAAAAGCAGAAAGCUGUAUCCUAAAUUCUUCUCUGCGCCUCCCUCUCCGAAGAAAGAAGGAUGGACAUUUUAAGCCUGUUGAGCUGGCCUCUCCUGAAAGGGAACGUUCGUGAUUCCUUCAAUAAAUGGCAACUCUUUUUAAAUAAAUAUAUAUAAAACUCAAAA
Molecule: messenger RNA, 2034 nt
Organism: Podarcis raffonei (Aeolian wall lizard)
Lineage: Eukaryota; Metazoa; Chordata; Lepidosauria; Squamata; Lacertidae
Exons: 2
Coding region: 1-717 (238 amino acids)
Source: RefSeq, a predicted model, not a curated record